AUGGAUCGGUCACGGAGCGAAUUCCAACAGACAGCUGGGUCAAAACUCAAAAGGGAGAGUGGGAAAUGCCGAAAACGUCAGCCAGCACGGGGCGCUCGCUGGAACCAGUCCACAGCAGUCCUCGCGUGGACCCAACUCCCAACCCACCUCCCCCGUACCGCAAGUCCGCAACGCACUCGGCGGCUGAGGCUCCGCGGGCUCCCACUCCAAAAACCCUCCUCCACUCCAGUCUCUAGGCCGUACCGCCACCACCGCACCGGCUCCAAAUCGCCCCACCCGCAGCAGAAUGCUCCGCCGCAUACCGGGCGCCUUCACCGUGGCCGCGGGCUUCCGCCGCUCCCUCUGCACGGCGCGCUCCCGCCGUGGGCCCUGAUCCAGCGCGCGUCGGUGGACGAGUCCGGGGCGCCGGCGAGCCCCCGUCCGUCGCCGGCCUUACCUUCCCCGCCCACCUCGUCCACCCGCGCCGCCCCGGAGCCGGCGACGGCCUCCUCCUCGUGCGCUUCUGCCACGCCCGCCUCGACGCGCACGCCCUCGGCGACCUCGACGCCCUCCCAGCUGCGCAGCCUCUCCUGGGCCGGCACGGACGUGGACCCGGAGGUGGUCCGCUUCGUCUGCAACGCGCUCACCGGCGAGCUCUACCGCCUCCCGGACCUCGACGGCACCAAGAGGACCUCCGCCUGCCGCCACCUCGGCCUCCUCACCCAGUCCCGAGCCGGUGACGGGCCGCCUGACAGGUACGCGGUGGCCGAGAUGUUUACUGCCGGAGACCCGGAGGAGGAGGGGGACGGGGGCUUCGUCAUGCGCCGGUUUCUCUCGGAGACGGGGAAGUGGGACAAAGUGACGGGCUUGCCGUCCCCGCUGCCCGCUGGGCGGAAGAUGGACAUCGGCAACGCCGUGGUGGCCUUCGGCGACCGCCUGUGGUGGAUCGACGACAGCUGGGGUGCCAUCUCGGUGGACCCCCUCAGCGACCGUCCGGAGCUCCGGUUCGUCGAGCUGCCCAGAGGCAGCGUGCUCCCUGACCUGGACGGCAUGGCGUCGACGGGGAUAUUGGGCAGCCACCGGCGCAUAGGGGUCAGCGAGGGGAAGAUGCAGUACGUCGAGGUGUCCAAGGAGAAGCCGUAUGUGAUCAGCUUGUUCUCGCUCGACGACGAGGGCAGCUCCUGGACGCUGGACCAUGAGACGGCGUUUGCUCCAAUUUGGGAUGAUGCACUCCUCUGUUCGGCACCCUUGGAGCAAAUGCUGGCAAUUGGCGCCAUCAACCCACUCAAAGCCAACAUCGUGUACCUUGCCUGCGGCGACAAAAUUCUUGGCGUCGAUGUGGUUACUAAGAAGAUAACUAGGAUUUCUGGUCUAGCUAUAGCUGUGCCAGAUCUCCCCCUACUACCAUGUGUGCUUCCAACCUGGCUGGAAUCAAGCCAAAUUCCAUCUGCAGGUUGGAGCAAGAAAAACACCCUUAAAAGUGAGGUAUCGCCAAACACUGUCAAAAGGGAGAAUUUGCAUGUCGAAAUAGAUUUGUUGAAAUGAAGUGCACCGGCUAAUCUUUCUUAUGGUUAUUUUUCGAGCCACGGCCAUGAUCCGUUCAUGGUCGCUACUCACUCCGAUGGUGGCCAGGGAGCAUUUGGUUACUGGAUCUAUCCGCUGGGAGAUGGUAGCUCGGGAUAUCUUCAACCGGUUUGGAUGGCGGUCAUGUAAUAGGAUAGGCAAUUAGUUUACCUAUCUAUGUUUAGCCAGCCGGUUGUGGCGUCUUAUCUUGGCUAGUCUGUGUGUCCAGCCUCUUUUGCUCUGUGUGAGCUGUUUUUUUAUUACUUUUCAGUCGGAGACUUUGGAACCUUGUUGGAACCUUUUCUUUCGUUAAUAAGAUGGCCGUAUGCAUCACUCUGAUGCAGAGGCCGGGGAGACCCCCCUUUUCAA
Messenger RNA from Triticum aestivum (bread wheat), 1911 nucleotides. RefSeq lists its product as uncharacterized. The transcript has 3 exons. The record is from RefSeq and is a predicted model, not a curated record. Bases 1 to 1524 code for a protein of 507 amino acids. Lineage: Eukaryota; Viridiplantae; Streptophyta; Magnoliopsida; Poales; Poaceae.